AUGCCCCAAGAUGCUGAAGCCCUGCCUGCAACGGAACUCGUCAGCUGUUCAUUGGCUGGCUGGAAUUUCUGCCAUUGGUCAUCCGCACCACCCUUGCCUGAAACGUGGUCCUUCCAAAGCUCUUCUUCGUCCAUCCUUGCUCCAGUCGCUGCUCCAGGGAAUAUGAAAGGCAACGUAGCAUACCUGAAAGGAAGAAGCCUCAACGGCAACCGUGGAACAGCCCUGCUCAACUCGCCUCUGGUGGGACCCCAGCCGGGCUUGGCUUGUUUCUCGUUUUGGUACCACAUGUUUGGCAACCUAGCAUACCUGAAAGGAAGAAGCCUCAACGGCAAUCACGGAACAGCCCUGCUCAACUCACCUCUGGUGGGACCCCAGCCGGGCUUGGCUUGUUUCUCGUUUUGGUACCACAUGUUUGGUGGGCGGAGCGCCACGCUGUGGCUGAGCGUAGUGAAGUCGCCAACUUCUUUUGGCACACAGACUUCUCUGCCGCUGCUUAUUCAGCAGGGUCGCACGACGGCAGACAUUUGGCACAACGUACGCCGGACCGUGAAGCUUGAUAGCAUUCACAACAAGCUCGUAUUCGUCCUAUCAAGUGGACAGUCUGCCGACAGUGAAGUCGAGUUGUCUUUGGGACCUCUGAGCUUAACUACGGGAAAAUGUGACGUGCUUACGGAUGCUCGUGGGUACUGCGACUUUGAAUUCGACACUUGUGAUUGGACGAUUGAGAGUGGGUGGCAGCGAGAACAAAAAUCAAGCGCGCAAUUAGCCCUCGACUCGUCUUCUGGUCCUGUCAACUCAGUUUACACCCUGACGGCAACGCAGAGCACAGAUUCAUCCACUGACGCCGUUGUGAGCAGUCCUGAAUGGCCGGGGCAAAACCAGCCACAAUGCCUGGAGUUCUGGUAUUCGUCGGCGGCAGGGAUGUCAGCACGCUUACAGGUGGAAGUUGUGGCUAACGGAAAAAGUGAAGUCGCGUGGGAGCAGCCCCUGAUCGUUGGAAAAGAGUGGAUGCUUGCACGAGCGGAAAUCCUUCGGAAGAAAAAAUUCAAGGUCGUGUUCCGCGCAACGUUUCCAGAGAGUGGGCCAACAUCAAUCAGCCUAGACGACGUCGUUCUGAGGCCAGAGCCAUGCCGCCAUCUUGCCCACUGCACAUUCACCGAUGGCCUCUGCGGCUACGUGAACAAAUUCCAGAGAGACCUUCGCUGGCUCGUAGGAACAGGCCGUUACGAGAAUCCUAAACUUCAGCCAGCUGUGCCUCGACAAGAAGACUCCCGUCCAUUCGCUUACCUGGACCUGACAACGGGCAGAUCGGACACUACUGGGCAAACAUAUGGUACUAUACCAGCGGCAGCCAAGUUAGUGAAGCUCCUUAGCCCUCUGUUUGAUGUUCUUUAUGACAAAACUGAGCUCUCAAUCCGGUAUUACCGAAGUGGACCAGACAUAACUUCGGCCAACCUCUCCGUCUCUUGCUUUGGAAACGCAUCCAAUCCGAAGGACCCCGAAGCCCAAUUUACAAGACAACUUCAGAGGGUGCUUCAAUGGAGUGUCUUGAACUUGGGACUGAAACGAGGCACACGCUGCCAGUUGUCAGUGCUUGUGACUCGAGGUGAUGGCACCAAUGGUACCAUGGCCAUCGCAUCUGUGGAUGUCAAACGCAUGAACGCAGGUAUCAAGCCAACGAAGGACGUUGAUUCUCCCGUACGGUGUACUUUCGAUGACGGAACCAUGUGUGGAUGGAAGUCGGGAAACUUCCCCGUCAAAUGGGCGCUCAACGAUUACGCAAACAAGAUGCCAGGCUUUCCACGCUUCGAUCACACCACCAAGAAGUACAGAGGGCGAUUUGCAUUUGCCACACACAAAGACGUCGAAGCACAGCACGCGGUUCUCAACAGCCCCGAUUUAGACGUUAACGCCACCGGUGGAGCCUGCCUCAGUUUUUGGACGUUUACCGCCCACGCACAACAUGUCAAUCUUGAUGUGCGGUCUGAUGCCGACCGCCUGUUCGGCACCAUCACUCGACACAGCCACCAGUGGGACCAUGUACUCGUCGACUUCAAGAGGCCAGAGGGCAAAUUCAAGCUUCAGCUUUCGUUCUACAUGGAAGCUGGCCUAGUUGCUUUGGAUGACAUAAGCGUCUACACUGGAUCAUGCCCACAAAGAGACUUUUGCUCCUGGGAAGUUGGAUCUUCGUGCCAGGUGACACCAGGUCCGAACAGCUACGACACCUGGGAAGUUCGUCGUGCCUUGCAUGUAGGCUUUCCAGACCACACGACCAAGAAUAUGAACGGGCGCUACUUGUACCUAAACACGACGGAAGUCCACUCGCACAAUCCUGUGUCCAGGGUCUUUAUGGAAAGGCGUCCACCCACUGACGCCACCUGCAUUACUUUCUGGUGGAGCGGCUAUGGCAUCAGUAGCCGACUGAAUGUAUACAGAUUUACGACAGAAAGAGCGCUAAGCGAUCCUCUGGUGUCCGUAGGUUCGCAUGCGCAAGACGGCCAGUGGAGGGCACGUACCGUAACUGUAACUUCAAGCACAUCAUGGAACCUCGUCUUUGAAGGUUUGGCAAUAGGGGCAUUCACCGCACAGUCUGGCAUUAUGGUAGACGACGUUGAGUUUGCUGAAGGACAGUGUCCGCCAUUCGAAUACUGCACAUUCGAGGAUGAAUGCCUGCUUUGGGACGUUCUCAAGAAAGAUGCCAUGCCACCACAGGCGGCAUUCGAGGUGGUGCGGGCGGGAUCCUUUACCGAGCUGCCCCGAGACCACACGACGCAGAGUGAAGACGGCUACUACCUUCUCUUCAAGAACACGGGCACGAAAGGGAAUAGCACAUCACUAACACUGCUGGAUACAAACCGAUACCAAUGCGUAUACUUAUGGUACUACAUGCCAAAUCUCCCUGAUGGCGUACAGCUCUAUGUGCAGGGCGAAAGAGUUCCAAGUUCAAACGGCACAUGGAAGCAUUAUCAAGCUCGGCUUCUGACAAUCUGGGAUGAUCCCAUUUCCGCAGUGUCAGGACUCAAUCCGAAAGGCUUCGUAGCUAUUGACGACGUAUCAGUCAGCGAGACGGCGUGCGAAGAACUGACGCGUUCAAACGAGGGGUUUUACUGCGGAAACAAGACCAUUAAUAUUGAGCGAGUCUGUGACUUUGUGACGGACUGCGAUGACGGCGCUGACGAGAAAGAUUGCGGUCAGUGCGACUUCAACGAAAGCUCUUGUGGCUGGAAGAACCACUCCUUGACGAACAUGGGCCCUACUUCAUGGCGUCGCGAAGCAAUCGGAAGCGUCGAAAACUCCCCUCAGACCGGAUCAGAUGGAAGUCGACACGGACAUUACCUCCUGCUUCGAACGAACGGGAAGAAGAAGGAUGAUUAUUCGGCACCCGCAGGACUUGAUUCUCCCGUGAUAAGGAAUACAAACAAAUUAUGCACUCUCUCAUUUUACUACAACUACGCGUUCAUCGAUGGCCAGGAAAUGGAUGUCACCCUUAACAUGAUAGCCAGUGGUUAUCAUUUUCAAGUGUGGGAUAUUGACGCCUUAAGUGACAAGCCAGAAGGAAACACCUGGAACAAAGCUGUUGUAGAAAUCGGGCGCUACUCACAGGAAAUCAGCUUUUACUUCAUCAGUGAUCAGUACCCACAGUCUCUAUCUGUGUUUGCCGUGGAUGAUAUCAGAUAUAAUAACUGUGCAUUGCCAGCUCAAGGGAACAGUUGCUCUGAUAUCGAUUUCCACUGUUCGAAUGGAGCUUGCGUAAAGAAGGAAGAGGUGUGCAAUUAUGUCGAUGACUGCGGGGACAACAGUGAUGAAGAACGCUGCGGGGACUAUCGUUUGAGCUGCAAUUUCGAAAGCUCCUUCUGUGACUGGACACCACAGCUCUCGCCUGAUGGAAAAACAAAGGGCAGCUGGCGUUUGGCUCAUCCGUACGAUCUUCUGAUACACUCGCCAACGAGAGAUCAUACGACAGGCUUACCAGAAGGUAAAUUUCUGCUCUUCGAAGCUACCUCUAAAGUUGAGAAGGCAAUCAUCAUAGGUCCUACUCUCGACAACUCCUCAUAUUGUGCCGUGACGUUUUUCUUUGCCAUGCAAGGAACGACCAGGCCACAACUUUCACUCGCUAUCCGUUCGACCAAAGAUGGUCGCUGGAAGACGGUGUGGAAGCAAUCAAGACCAAGCAACAUCUUGCACUUCGUUGGCAUCAGCAAGGAAUUGAAGAGCGCUGCUCCAUAUCAGGUGGCAUUCAUAGGAGAGCACAGGACUUCUGAUGCGUAUGGCUACAUUGCCGUUGAUGACGUGCAUUUCUGGGAGACUUGCAACGCAACCGAUAAAGAACUGCCCGCGGAACAUGCCUCAACAGUGCCUCCCUUCAUGUGUGGUGAAAACGAGUUUCAGUGUGGUGAGCUGAAUGAGUGCAUCCAGAAGUCUCAGCUGUGCAACUUCAAGGCAGACUGCUCGAAUGGAGUGGACGAAUCUAGAUGUGGAUUCUGCGAGUUUACCACAGAUUUGUGUGGCUUGGUGAAUCGGGAUGCCAGUGCGCGUUACGGCUGGAACUGGACGACGGUGCAAGUCGGGAAGAAGAACAAGGACUUCCCUUCCACAGACAGCCGAAUGAACGAACAUGGUGUCUACGCUGUGUAUGCGUUGCUCAAUCCAGGGGGAGCGCAGCUGAAUUUUGGAGUUCAGUAUCGUCCGGUGAACCGCACAAGGAGAAAUGCUUUAAGGACUCUGGCAACGCUCAGCGCAGCAGAAGGCGCAGGGAAAUGGGUCAAGAUUCAAGUAAAAACAGGAAACUGGAAAGCCGGAGUACGGUUCCUGUACACGGCAAAUUCUACUGGCGUGAGCAUAGACAACCCGGAGUACAAGAUGUGUCACCCGGAUACUCAAAGUGAAGGAUGGGAGGCUGCUCUUCACGUAAGCUGCGACUUUUCGGACUUCAUGAACUGUGGCUGGUUCCCAGAGAACCUUGAGGACGACAUCUGA
Molecule: messenger RNA, 4977 nt
Organism: Rhipicephalus microplus (southern cattle tick)
Lineage: Eukaryota; Metazoa; Arthropoda; Arachnida; Ixodida; Ixodidae
Product: MAM and LDL-receptor class A domain-containing protein 1
Cellular component (GO): membrane
Molecular function (GO): protein binding
Source: RefSeq, a predicted model, not a curated record